Messenger RNA from Populus euphratica (Euphrates poplar), 1884 nucleotides. RefSeq lists its product as uncharacterized. The transcript is spliced from 4 exons. The record is from RefSeq and is a predicted model, not a curated record. NCBI's taxonomy places the organism in Eukaryota, Viridiplantae, Streptophyta, Magnoliopsida, Malpighiales, Salicaceae. The annotation marks the transcript as partial.
AUGGAUGGGGACGUGGACACCAUUAAACUGAAAAUUCCUAACUUUCAAGGUAAAAACGAUCCCGAGGCUUAUUUGGAGUGGGAGAAAAAGGUAGAUUGGAUUUUUGAUUGCCAUAGCUAUUCUGAACACAAGAAGGUGAAAUUGGUGAUAAUUGAGUUUACGGAGUAUGCAUUGAUUUGGUGGGAUCAAAUUGUAAUCAGUAGGAGGAGGAAUAGGGAGCGACCUGUUCAGACUUGGGGGGAGAUGAAAGUCUUAAUGAGGAGAAGAUUUAUGCCAAACCACUGUUACAGAGACUUAUAUCUAAAGCUCCAAGGUGAUAUGAUCCAAGCAAGUUCAAAUUUGGAUUUUGAUGUAAAAUGUGCAACUAUCCAAUUUUACGGCAACAAUCAUAAUUCUGUGCGACGUGGUACCAAUGCAAGCAAGUCACAUCUUGUUGGGGAGACCAUGGUGUAUGAUGAUCAAAUAAAGCUAAAAAGUGAGCAUGAGGCGAUGGGGAGAGAAAAUCAAGGUGAGGAACAAGGGGAGAGAAGACCAUCAGAUUCGGCUAGAACUCAAACCACUGCAACCGAUUCGGCCACCCAUCCAAACACAAACAAAUAUUUAGCCAACACUCUAAACAAAUCAAACCAUUCGACCACAACUCAAAAACACCCAAAUCUGGCCGAGAUUGGAGGUAAGACAAGAGGAGUGAAGAAAGUCAGUAAGGGUGAUGAGAAUUGUGUGGAAAAACUAAAGAAACAACCCAAUUUUUAUGCUCAAGACAGUGAGGUCAGAUUUGCAUUUUUCACUAACAAGCCAAUGAUAUUACUUCUGUACUUUAAUAAUAAUGAUCUUGAUCAUAUUGUGCCUAGUGUUGUUAUUGCUUUGUUGCAGGAGUUUGAUGAUGUGUUCCUCGACGAUACUCUUAGCGGAUUACCACCAUUGAGGGGGAUAGAGCAUCAGAUUGAUUUCGCACUCGAAGCUUCAAUUCCUAAUCGACCAGCCUAUAGAAGCAAUCCCGAGGAGACGAAGGAGCUUCAAAGGCAAGUUGAUGAGCUGAUAGAAAAGGGCUAUAUUUGUGAGAGUAUGAGCCUGUGUGCUGUACCCGUGCUACUUGUACCUAAGAAGGAUGGAACAUGGAGGAUGUGUGUUGAUUGUCGAGCCAUCAACAACAUAACGGUAAAAUAUAGACACCCCAUUCCUAGGCUUGAUGACAUGUUAGAUGAGUUACAUGGAUCCUAUAUUUUCUCUAAAAUCGACUUGAAAAGUGGGUACCAUCAAAUUAGAAUGAAAGAAGGUGAUGAGUGAAAAACAACAUUUAAGAUUAAGCAUGGUUUGUAUGAAUGGUUAGUAAUGCUGUUUGGACUUACAAAUGCACCUAGUAUGUUUAUGCAUUUAAUGAAUCAUUGUUGCAAAAUUGUGUUUCUUGGCUAUGUUGUAACUGCACAGGAUAUCGAGAUGGAUGAGGAGAAAGUUAAGGCCAUCCGGGAUUGGCCUACACCCAAAUUGUCCUUGAAACAUCUGAAAGGACAAGGUAAGUUGAAUAGGAGGCAUGUAAAAUAGGUUGAAUUCAUUGAAACUUUUCCUUAUGUAAUCAAGUAUAAGCAAUGCAAAGAGAACAUCGUAACUAAUGCACUUUCAUGCAGGUAUGUUCUUUUACACACAAUGAAUACUAGAUUGCUAGGCUUUAAAUAUGUGAAGGAAUUGUAUGAUAAUGAUUCUGACUUUGCCAAGAUUUAUAAUGCAUGUGGACAUUCGACUUUUGGUAAGUUUUAUUUGAUGGAUGGUUAUUUGUUCAAAGAGAAUAAAUUGUGUGUUCUUGCUAGCUCUUUGCGUGAAUUGCUUGUUCGUGAAGCACAUGGAAGUGGUUUAAUGGGUCAUUUUGGGGUUGCGAAAACCUUGGAU